Messenger RNA from Anguilla anguilla (European eel), 1679 nucleotides. RefSeq names its product F-box only protein 24-like. Lineage: Eukaryota; Metazoa; Chordata; Actinopteri; Anguilliformes; Anguillidae. Bases 947 to 1537 code for a protein of 196 amino acids. The record is from RefSeq and is a predicted model, not a curated record. The transcript has 5 exons. Gene Ontology annotation, molecular function: protein binding.
GGGGGGGGGGGGGGGGGGGGGGGGGGGGGUGGCAACCGCCCGUUCAUGUUCUGGGGGCAUUAGGAUGUAUGAUUAUUAGAGGAACUCUUAAGGGGAAGGGAGGGAGGAGACAAUGGGAAUGAAAGUAAAAUUAUUAUAAUAUGAAUAUGAAUGUGAUUGUGAAUGUGUAUGUAUUAUGAAUAUGAAUGUAAAUUUGAAUGUAUUAUGAAUAUAAAUGUGAUUAUGAAUUUGGAUUUUGACAGUGUAACUGUUCAGUUUAUUUCUCUUUAUCUCCACAAAGCCCACAUGUCCUUUUUAAAACUGAAGCUCUAUUUAAAUUUGAUAUUAUAUGUCUGUGUGUUCUGGGUGUUAAACUGGUGCUGAUUCUGUGUAGUAUUUUGCAUAACAGCAGUCCUGUUUGACUGCGCAUGGCCCAUAACAAACUGCAAAUUUGGAACUCUUCAGUAGGAAACAAAAAUCCUUCUGUUUAUUCUGAUGAUAUCAACACUGAAACUCACAAUUUUUUUUGACAUUUAGUAGUACAGAUAACAUUUGUUUAAUUUGUAUAAUAUUUGUUUAAUUGAUUACAUACCUUGCCUGAGGGUACAAUGGCAGCCCCCCAUCCAGGAAUCAACCCCACAAUUAUCCUUUUUCAGGAUCAGUUUUGAAAGGGAAAUGUAUAGGCUCCAUGCAAGUAGAUUAUUUCCAACAACAUUUUAUUGUGUGGGGGGUAUUGUGCCAACUGUAUUCGCAUCUGUGACGUUAAGUUUCUGGAAUCCUUGGAAUAUGACGGCAUAAGAAACAUAGCGAUGUCACAGACAAUAUGGUUGGAGAUAUACAUCGCCCUAUGGUUCCAGAAAUCCCAUUUGACCACUACGGUUUUCAGCAAGACGCCGAAAACCAGCAGCAGCUCGAGUUGCUCGAUCGUAAUUUCUUGAAUAAGUGAUAAAAUCAAGAACGAUCAGCAAUGGACGACAAUCUGGAAAAGGAGGGGAGGAAACGUCCCCCAGACCCGAGUGUUAAGCCUGCAGUGCCCUCUACAUCUAAGAAGAGGAAGACGGUGACAUCUACGGCCAAACAAGAUGCUGCUUCGCGGGUUACCAUCGAAUCGCUUCCGUCUGAGAUGGUGGAGCAUAUUUUAAGCUGGGCAUCUGUGGGCGACGUCAUGGCUUUCGGCGCGACCUGCCACGCCUUCCACCAGCUGAGCUUCAGUCCGGCGCUCUGGAAAGCGCUUUGCCGUCGCCAGGCAACGGGUCCACUCCCUGACGCCUCCUCCCCUGAGAACUGGAGGAGAACGGCCAUCUUGAAAUACUCCCAGGCUCUGUACCUGCACUCCCUGGGCGGGGGUGUGGGCCGAACAGCCCCCCCUGUGACCCUGGCGCUGACCCCUCGCCUGGCGCUGGGGUUGAAGCGCAUCCUGCCCACCUGUGAUAACCACUUCCUGUGGGACGAGCGGGGCACGGUGUUCACGCUGAGCGACUCGGUCACGCUCUCUCCCAGCGGCCAGCUGGUCUGGAGCGAGGCCAGCCGCAGCACGGUGCUGUGCCGGAAACGCUAAGAUGUAACAGUGGACCCCCGCAGUGACGUGUCCCACCGACAGUACGUGUACGUCCUGGUGACCCGCCCCCCCAGCGUUUUGGCGGGGGGCCGCCCAGGCAGCUCUGUAACCCUGAAGCAGAGCGACAGCGUGGAGAUCUACC